AUGAAGGCACGGUGUGUUUCUCUCUGUCUCCUGGGUACGAUGCUCUUCCUGUGCUCUGCGCAUGCCCGAGGUCUCAGGAGGUGUCUGAUUUCCAUUGACAUGCAUCGUAUAGAGGAGAGUUUCCGAGGAAUCAAAAAAGCCAUCCAAGCUAAGGACACCAUGCAAAAUGUCACCAUCCUGUCCCCAUCAGAGAGCCUGCACAGCAUUAAGCCCUUAGAUGCGUGCUGCAUGACCAAGAACCUCCUGGCGUUUUACGUGGACAGGGUGUUCAAGGACCACCAGGAGCUGGACCCCCAAAUCUUGAGAAAAAUCAGCAGCAUUGCCAACUCUUUCCUCUACAUGCAGAAGACUCUACAACAAUGUCAUGAGCAGAGGCUAUGCCACUGUAGGCAGGAAGCAACCAAUGCCACCAGAAUCAUCCAUGACAACUAUGACCAGCUGGAGGUCCGAUCUGCUGCCAUUAAAUCUCUGGGAGAGCUUGACAUCUUUCUAGCCUGGAUUGACAAGAACCAUCAAGGAACUUCAGAUGCCUCAGGACAAGGAACCUAAUUAUUGGAGAGGAACAGCCCCUGAGAAGUUGCCCAUGGGAGACAGCCACCUUUGAAGGGGGAUGGAGAAGGGGGAGGUUCUGUUUUUAUGUAAAUGAGGGUAUUUUUGAGGAAACCUUCCUGCUGCCCCAUUUGGAAUACCCUUCUCUAGGGCUGAGGUCUUGUAGGGGAAACUCUAGGUUUGAGCCCAUUUCACCCUAUAGCUGCAAGUCCCACUGGCUGGGUCUGGGCUCUCUGAUCCCACUUGGAAGUAGCCAGCUAGCCAAUUGUCAUAUUGAUGAUGACAUAGUCUGUUGAAAACUCCUGUGGGCCAUCCUGGAGGGAAAGGUGGGCUUCCCUCUAAUUUAUUGAGAUGUUGUUUAUCCCAUGUCUGUGAUGUGAGCUAAGCGAU
Messenger RNA from Phacochoerus africanus (Common warthog), 939 nucleotides. RefSeq names its product interleukin 19 (gene IL19). Bases 1 to 549 code for a protein of 182 amino acids. The record is from RefSeq and is a predicted model, not a curated record. NCBI's taxonomy places the organism in Eukaryota, Metazoa, Chordata, Mammalia, Artiodactyla, Suidae. The transcript is spliced from 5 exons.